AACAAGCAUGGCGCCCAUCAGGAACAGUUUCGAUUACACAAUGAAUUUUUCACAAUUAGCAGUCAGACUAGCGUUGUAUCAAUGUAUAACGCACACCAACUUGUAAAAUUAACAUUUCGGGGCAUACUUCUGCAAGGAAUACUUGGUACGGUAACACGAAAAUGGGAACAUUUCAAAAAUCUGAGCCCAGGAAAUGAGGAUUUUCCAACGUCUUUUUUUCAAAUUCAAAAGUUGACGAAAGCCCAGUAAAUUCUCUCAUCCGCCGGCCUGAUCAAGUGUGAGUGGGACAACCACCGUUACUACAUCGAGCCCAUCGCCUUCGACAUGCAGCUAGUCCAGAGAUACUGCAUCGACGUUAAGGUACUGAGGUGGUGCUUACAUGAUCUGUAUCGGAGACAAGGAGAUUGAGUACAACCCGGAGUUCCGGUUCUACAUCAGGACCAAGCUGAGCAAUCCGCACUACACGCCAGAGAUCUCCACCAAGACCACCAUAGUAAACUUUGCCGUGAAAGAGCAAGGCCUUAGAAUCCUUGAACAAGAAGGACAUGACUGAAAUCAAAUCGUAUGCAAAACCCCCGACCCUUGUUGAAAAGGUCAUGGAAGCGGUUAUGAUCUUGCGCGGUCAGGACCCCACAUGGUCCGAAGCCAAACGACAGCUCGGUGACCAGAAUUUCUUGAAGCAGCUCAUGGACUUUGACAAGGACAACAUCACUGACCGAGUCCUCAAGAAAAUUGGGCAGUACGUAGCCCAGACGGACUUUCAACCAGAGAUCAUAGGGCGAGUCUCCUCAGCAGCCAAGUCGCUGUGCAUGUGGGUCCGCGCUAUGGAGGUGUACGGACGGAUCUAUCGCGUUGUUGAGCCUAAGAAACAACGAUUGAAUGCGGCCAUGUCUCAACUGAAAGAGAAACAGGACGCGCUCAGUGAUGCAAAAGCCAAACUUGCUGAGGUUGAGUCCAAGAUGGCUGAACUGCAGAAGCAGUACCAGGAGAAACAGGACCAGAAAGAGGAGCUCAAGAGGAAGGCUGCACACACCGAACUCAUGUUGGACAGGGCCGCUAAACUGGUAUCAGGCCUUGCUGGCGAGAGGGUACGCUGGGAGCAGACUGUGAAAGACUUGGAGGAACGACUGGGUUUCCUCAUUGGAGACUGUCUCAUAGCGGCCGCCUUUAUGUCCUACAUCGGACCCUUCCUGUCAAACUACCGUGACGAACUGGUGCAGAAAGUCUGGCUAGCGGAGGUGAAGAAACUUGGUGUACCAUGUGACCCAGGAUUUGAUUUCUGCAAGUUCAUGGCCAAGCCGACGAAUGUCCGUGACUGGAACAUCCAGGGGUUGCCUAGCGACAGCUUCUCCACGGAGAACGGUGUCAUAGUGACGAGUGCCAGUCGCUGGCCCCUCAUGGUGGACCCACAGGGGCAGGCAAUCAAGUGGAUCAAAAACAUGGAGGCCUCACGGGUACAGUGGAAAAUUUUUAUUUGUUAUUUUAUCACUUAUAAUAUUAUUCUUAUACAAAAACAUUUUAAGGACGUCUCUUCUAAAUGAUCACUAGUUUAGGCG
Dreissena polymorpha is the source of this 1556-nucleotide messenger RNA. RefSeq names its product dynein axonemal heavy chain 2-like. Gene Ontology annotation, molecular function: dynein intermediate chain binding; minus-end-directed microtubule motor activity; dynein light intermediate chain binding. Gene Ontology annotation, biological process: microtubule-based movement. Gene Ontology annotation, cellular component: dynein complex. The coding region runs from base 546 to 1541 and encodes 331 amino acids. The transcript is spliced from 7 exons. The record is from RefSeq and is a predicted model, not a curated record. NCBI's taxonomy places the organism in Eukaryota, Metazoa, Mollusca, Bivalvia, Myida, Dreissenidae.